CUCGCGCUGCGCCUCCUUGCCGGCACCUGGUGGGCGGGGCCUCGUGCGGCACCUCCUCCUCGCUGUCGCCCGGGCGGGUGGCUUGCGUUGGCCGCGAUAUGGCUGCACUGGUGGAGCCGCUGGGACUGGAGCGGGAUGUGUCCCGGGCCGUGGAGCUGCUGGAGCGGCUGCAACGCAGCGGAGAGCUGCCCCCGCAGAAGCUGCAGGCCCUGCAGCGGGUCCUGCAGAGCCGUUUCUGUUCUGCCAUCCGUGAGGGCUGUGAACUGGCAUCUCCCUGAUGCUGCCGCGUCCCCCACCCCCCAGGUGUACGAACAGCUCUAUGACACGCUGGAUAUCACUGGCAGCGCUGAGGUGCGGGCUCACGCCACAGCCAAGGCCACAGUGGCUGCCUUCACAGCCAGUGAGGGCCAUGCACAUCCCAGGGUCGUGGAACUACCGAAGACUGAUGAGGGUUUGGGCUUCAACAUCAUGGGUGGCAAAGAGCAGAACUCACCCAUUUACAUCUCUCGAGUCAUCCCCGGAGGCGUGGCUGAUCGCCAUGGUGGCCUCAAGAGGGGAGACCAGCUGCUGUCCGUGAAUGGUGUGAGUGUGGAGGGCGAACACCAUGAAAAAGCCGUGGAACUCCUGAAGGCCGCCCAGGGCUCAGUGAAACUGGUGGUGCGGUACACCCCACGGGUGCUGGAGGAGAUGGAGGCCCGCUUUGAGAAGAUGCGAUCUGCCCGGAGGCGCCAGCAGCACCACAGCUACACGUCUUUGGAGUCCCGAGGCUGAAAUCAGCAGAACCCUCCACCUCCCCUGUACAGUAUUAUUUAUUGUCACUGGCACCUUAUUUAAAGAUCUUUAACCCUCACCAAGUGUCUUGUGUGUCU
Molecule: messenger RNA, 869 nt
Organism: Microtus oregoni (creeping vole)
Lineage: Eukaryota; Metazoa; Chordata; Mammalia; Rodentia; Cricetidae
Gene: Lin7b
Product: lin-7 homolog B, crumbs cell polarity complex component
Exons: 6
Coding region: 136-771 (211 amino acids)
Biological process (GO): maintenance of epithelial cell apical/basal polarity; protein localization to basolateral plasma membrane; neurotransmitter secretion
Cellular component (GO): cell-cell junction; basolateral plasma membrane; MPP7-DLG1-LIN7 complex
Molecular function (GO): L27 domain binding
Source: RefSeq, a predicted model, not a curated record